GUUGUGAGGAACUGAAACCAGUUGUCUCCAUGUGGUAACCACCAAAUGACGUAAUGGAGGAGGGGCAGGAGGAAGGAUAAAAGGAGCUUUUAAAGUUGGGAGGAUAUCAGCUUCGUGCUCCAGCAAGCCCUGUCAUCAUGGUGUUUGCAGUUCUGCUCCUGCUUCUGGUGGCCUCGGACCUUCAUGGCUACAGCAUCGACAACCCUCUCACCUACGAGCGCAAAGACUUUGUGACGGGCAAACCGGUGAAAUGCAGCGGCUGCCAGCCGGGGUUCUACCUGCGCGCGCACUGCACGACGACGCAGGCGAGUCAGUGCGCGCCGUGUCCGACCGGCACGUUCACGGAGCUGUGGAACUACAUCGGGAAGUGUCUGCGCUGCGGGGUGUGCGGGAUCAACCAGGUGAUGACGAAGCAAUGCACGGCGUUCAGCAACUGCCAGUGCGAGUGCAAGGGGGGGUUCUUCUUCAACCCGGUGUACAACAUGUGCACGCGCCACAUCGAGUGCCCGUCCGGACAAGGAGUCCUCACUGAAGGUACAGCUAACAAGAACACAGUCUGUCAGACGUGUCCUGAUGGGACCUUCUCCAACAUCUCCUCUGCUCAGCGAAACUGCACAAAGCACAGGAGUUGUAGUGAUGCGGGCCUGAAGACCGUGCUGAGGGGCUCCAGCUGGCAUGACAGCGUCUGUGGAAACUGUGACGAGCUCAAAGAUGGAGCCGACUACCUUAAAGAAAUCCUCCCAGAUUUCUUUAUUCACCAUAAAAUGAACAUUAAAAGAAAGCGCCGAGUUGUGCAUAAGCUCCUGUCUGAGAGCGGCGAAAAGAACACCGGAACGUCGCAGAUGGAUGUCUCCCAACUCCAGAGAAAGAUAGAAGAAUGGGCUCCUUCUUCCACACCAAACCAAGUUCACAAGCUAAUAGAAAUUUUAUCUAAAGUUGGAGCGGAUAGUAAUGCUGAAAAACUAAAGAGCAAGCUGAACAGGAUCAACAGAUUUCUGACAGAAGACUGCUCAGUGACAAUGGAAUGAGGAGAGUCUGUAAACUAAUAUCCACAGUUUUUUGCAAUGCAAAGUCAUCACAGACUGAUACUUUUAAACAUAAGUUAAAGGGUCACCCCAAAACCCCAGAUCCAGGGGUAAACCAAAACUUUAUUGACAAAAGAGUUCCUCACACACAGUAGGA
Messenger RNA from Oryzias melastigma (Indian medaka), 1182 nucleotides. RefSeq names its product tumor necrosis factor receptor superfamily member 6B. Bases 138 to 1028 code for a protein of 296 amino acids. The record is from RefSeq and is a predicted model, not a curated record. Lineage: Eukaryota; Metazoa; Chordata; Actinopteri; Beloniformes; Adrianichthyidae. Gene Ontology annotation, molecular function: protein binding. The transcript is spliced from 4 exons.